AUGGAUACUCACGCGCAACCAACAUCGUGGUACGACGCCAUGAUGACGUACUCGUUACUGUCAUCCGCCUAUCCUACCGUUGUCAGAUACAUCUCCGGCGCCUUCAUCGCUCUGGGCUUCAUGUUUAUCAUACCCAUCAUCCUGCUCAUUACAGUGGACUUUGGCAUCUACAUUUACAGGAUAUGCUGGAGUCGCCCCUGGAACCGAUAUCAGAACCAGCCAUCACACCCGUAUGAGCAGCGGCUGCAGCAACUGCAACUGCACAAGCUCACGCCAGAAGUCGUGGAAGGGACACCGAUCGUGACCUCGACGGCGACAGGCGCGGCGCGGAAACGUAGACAGCAUCUAAGCAAGUCUGGGGAUGGUAACGACGUGUCGUCCGGGUAA
Molecule: messenger RNA, 387 nt
Organism: Colletotrichum graminicola M1.001
Lineage: Eukaryota; Fungi; Ascomycota; Sordariomycetes; Glomerellales; Glomerellaceae
Exons: 2
Coding region: 1-387 (128 amino acids)
Source: RefSeq, a predicted model, not a curated record